Arachis duranensis is the source of this 1017-nucleotide messenger RNA. Its product is annotated as CMP-sialic acid transporter 2-like. Gene Ontology annotation, molecular function: pyrimidine nucleotide-sugar transmembrane transporter activity. NCBI's taxonomy places the organism in Eukaryota, Viridiplantae, Streptophyta, Magnoliopsida, Fabales, Fabaceae. The record is from RefSeq and is a predicted model, not a curated record. Gene Ontology annotation, cellular component: Golgi membrane. The coding region runs from base 163 to 666 and encodes 167 amino acids. Gene Ontology annotation, biological process: pyrimidine nucleotide-sugar transmembrane transport. The transcript is spliced from 7 exons.
CCGGAUUGGUUGUGCUUGUGUAGCUGGGAUAGUCACCGAGGGACUAAGUCACUGAGGCAUAAAGAUGAGAUCUGUAGCGGUUGCAAUAAGUAUAUAGAGUUGGAAUUUGCUCUUCUCUAAUUCACAACUCUUAGUCAAAAAUGGAGUACAGGAAAAUCAGGGAUGAGGGUGAUGAUAGGGAGAUCGGCGUCGAGGACGUUGAGAGUUUACGUGAAAAAUCGGUUUUGCUUCCUAGACAACCGUUUGGCCUCCGUGGGAGAAACCAAAACCGAUAGCCACAGGGCGAAAGCAAAGUGGAAACUCAAGUCAGUUGUUACACUUGCAUUGACUGUUCUUACUAGUUCGCAAGCCAUUCUAAUCGUUUGGUCUAAGAGAGCUGGCAAGUACGAGUAUAGUGUAACCACCGCAAACUUUCUGGUGGAGACUUUAAAAUGUGCUAUAUCCCUUGUGGCUCUUGCAAGAAUAUGGAAAAAGGAAGGUGUCACCGAGGAUAAUCGGUUAAGCAUCACAUUAGAUGAAGUUAUAGUGUAUCCUGUUCCAGCAGUCUUUACCUUAUCAAAAAUUUGCUUCAGGUUAAGUGAGAUUCAAUGGGCUGCUUUUAUUUUACUGACUGCUGGUUGCACUACAGCCCAGUUUGAAUUCAAAGUAAGACUAAUCCAAGUCUGACAUGUAGCCAUCACUUUCAUACUAAUAUAUUAUAAUGUUCUUGUGGUACUGUAGAAAUGGCCCCCUAUCUACAAGCUGUAAUGUAACAAACAAAUGUAUCGUGGUACUAUAUAAAAGUUGUGCCAAUUGUUUGGUUAGUAAUCAUAGCUGUGUGUCACGAACCAAUUCUAUGGUCAGGUGCUGGCCCAAGUAUCUGAUUGAAGUGCUAGUGAGAAAGUUGGAUAAGAUUGAGAGAAGAAUAAAGGGAUGAGAGAUAGAGUUAGGUGUGGAAUCAUUUGGUAAUUGUAGAGAUUAGAAAAGCUCCAACUCUUCCUAGUUCCUAUCAGUUUUGUAUACCUACUCUUUGCCAAA